AUGUUUGAAAACUUGGAGUCAAUUGGAGAGACUGAAUUAUCGUUGAAUAGACUCCCAAAAACUUUAUACCUGGCGCGUUUUAUUCUGAUUGGCUGAAAUGUUUGCUCUGUGAUUGGUGGAAUAAGACUGACUUGAUGUACCAACGGCAAUUUUCGAUCCUAAAUUAUUUUUUGCUGGUUUUAGUUCUUUGAAGGGUAGUUUUUGUAAAGAAAUAUUCUGACGAGAAUAGGCCCAUGUGAAAAAAAUUUAUGUUUGCAACAAUGUUAUAAAUCGCUGCAUUUCUCGUGCCAAAAAUACAUCAUAUUUCUACAAAUCGGGAGCGCAAAUGUCCGUCACGGUAAACUACUUUAGCAAAUUAUGCGCAUAUUUCACUUGUCAUAAUAUUUGCCCUCUGCUUAACUUAAAUAUCGCUUUUGUUAUAAUUGAACCAAUGGAAAGGCCUCUAAGCUUCCAGCGAGGUCCUCUUUGCUGUCAUAUAAAGCAGAAACGAAGGUUUUCUGGCACAAUUCGAUAAGAGAGCACUAACAUUCAGUCAAUAUGUCUGGUCGUGGCAAAGGAGGCAAAGGUCUAGGAAAAGGAGGCGCCAAGCGUCAUCGAAAGAUCCUUCGUGAUAACAUCCAAGGCAUCACCAAGCCAGCUAUCCGUCGUCUUGCUCGCCGUGGCGGUGUCAAGCGAAUCUCUGGCCUCAUUUACGAAGAAACCCGUGGCGUUCUUAAAGUUUUCCUCGAGAACGUUAUCCGCGAUGCUGUAACGUACACCGAGCACGCCAAGAGAAAGACCGUGACAGCCAUGGACGUGGUGUACGCUCUCAAACGCCAGGGACGUACUCUGUACGGAUUUGGUGGUUAGACUACACUGCCUACACUCACAUCACAAACGGCUCCUUUAGGAGCCACCAAAUCCUUAAAAGUCAUGACCAAUAAAGUUUGCUAUAAUCUUUAUCUCUUACGUCCUGGUCUUUUGAAAGCUCCAGAGAGGGCAUCACAGAAAUUGGCUAAAUUUUUGAACAAAUUAUUGUCUAUAACUGGUCGAUGAUUAGGCUUUCUGGUUAAAUCUUUGCACACUUUCCUUCGGCUAAAUCCUCCCUGUAACGGCUACUACUGGGGAAAGGUUUGUCGUGUUACCGGUCGUUUCGAUACAAGUUUAUUCCGUCGAGUAGUAAAUAGUUUAACGAACUUGGCUUAAAUAACGAAGAAUGUUCACCCAAAGUGCUUUUCUUUUUCACGGGCAAACUUUACUUAAAGAGAUCGAAAUUUUUAUGUAAUUUCACUGCUCAAGUUUGUAUCGAAACGACCGGUUUGUCGGUUCUAAAGGGACACCCAAGUACUUCGCCCUUCAGGAACGAUCCUUAGUGAGAUUUUGAGUAGUUUUGGAAUCUAUACCCCUUGCAUACGUGUUUUCACUAUAACAAGUUUGUAAGACCUUUAGUUGAUACUGUGAGCUUUUUAUAAAAGUUUUUACUUAAGUGAUGAAAUUCUUGUAAGGCCCACUUUUUCAAGGGGAAGUUAAACAAUGUUGGCGACUUUGCAUCGAUGCUGUGAGCUUUUUAUAAAAGUUUGUACUUAAGUGAUGGAAUUCUUGUAAGGCCCACUUUUUCAAGGGAAAGUCAAUCAAUGUUGGCGACUGUCAUGAUCGAUGCGGAAUGUUUUUCUUUUCAGUGGAAAAGUUUAUGAAAGGUUUUCCGUCUAAGACUUUGGUCAAAUGUGGAACUUUCUUGGAAGUUUUACCGUUCUGUGAUCAAUGUGCAACGAAAGUUCACUCCCUGUAUUAAGGUAGCGUAAAUUUGCAUUUGAAUAGUCCUUAUCUUUUCACGAGCUAAUGCUCAAACAAAAUUAUCUUACGGCCGGAAAUGAUGCGGCUACUAGUUCUCUUAAUUUACACAAGGAGAGAAAAGUUACUUAAAGUUGUUUUAAAAUCGUUCAGUUUUCCGUAGAAUUUUUCUCCUUGGCCAUCUGUCAAAUGUGGAAAGGUUUCCCACUCUGUAAACAGCGUGUAAGGAAGGAGCUCUUUUCCUAACGAACUCACAUCAAUUUGCGCGCUCAAACUUGCACUAAAUUUGCAUUUGAACAGUCCUUGUCUUUUCAUAAGCUCGUUAACGUUGCUUUAAGGUCUGUCCAAUUUCCUUAGAAUCUGCAUAAAAUGGCUUUGCAGACGUUCAGCUAUUCUUGAAGUGUCCUUCGUCCAUCUUAAAAGGGAAAUUUUGUACGAAAAUAAGUUUUCAAGAAUUUGGGCGCUAGAAUUUCCUUAUAUAUACUCCUAAGCUAGUCCUUGUAAAGGAACUUUACUUUUGGGUUUAAUUUCUGGAGUAAAGGUAAUUGAUAACUGAGUAUUGGUCAUGAUUUUAUAACAUAUGGUGGCUCCUAAAAGAGCCGUUUGUGUUUUGAAAGCUUUAGUUUAAGCUUUCUGCUUCUUCUCGGUCUUCUUGGGCAACAGCACAGCCUGGAUGUUGGGAAGAACGCCUCCUUGGGCGAUGGUGACACCAGCGAGCAGUUUGUUCAACUCCUCGUCAUUUCGGACGGCUAGCUGAAGGUGACGGGGGAUGAUUCUUGUCUUCUUGUUGUCACGAGCAGCGUUGCCAGCCAACUCAAGGAUCUCAGCGCUUAAAUACUCCAGCACGGCGGCCAAGUAGACCGGGGCACCGGCGCCAACUCUCUCAGCAUAGUUUCCUUUGCGAAGAAGACGGUGGAUUCGACCAACAGGAAACUGAAGCCCUGCUCGGGAUGAUCGGCUCUUGGACUUCGUGCCCUUUGCCUUUCCUUUACCGCGACCAGACAUAUCGAAAUUUAGUAGCAGUGUUCUGAGUAGUGUUCUAGGGAAAUGAAUGACUCAAAUUUGGCGGUCUACGAGAUUUAUACCACCAUCUCUUUUCGUUAGGAUCGAAAUGCACCAAUCAAAGUCCUCCUGCGUUUUUGAAUUUCAAAUAACCUUUGUAAAAAAGAAAAUGACAUGCACAGUAGACACAGCAACUUCAACGCGUCUUUUAUGAAAAGAGCAGUGUGUGCCCAGUGAGACAUCCAAUCAGAAAGCAAGGAUUUCGAUCCGUAUGAUAAUCGAUCAUUUCGUUAUUUUGGUAUAAAUACAAGAUGGAUCGCGUUGGCCGAUCAUACCCAUACUACAAGCAUGGCACCCAAAGUUGCAGGAAAGAAAGGCGAGAAGAGAGCCGGAAAGGCAAAGGCUGCUGGAGAGAAGAAGAAGAGGAGAGGAAAGAGAAAGGAAAGCUAUGCUAUCUACAUCUACAAGGUGUUGAAGCAAGUUCACCCUGACACUGGUAUCUCCAGCAAGGCCAUGGGCAUCAUGAACUCGUUCGUCAACGACAUCUUCGAGCGCAUCGCGACCGAAGCUUCCCGCCUUGCCCACUACAACAAGAAAUCAACCAUCAGCUCCCGCGAGAUCCAGACCGCCAUCAGGCUGCUUCUGCCCGGUGAACUGGCGAAACACGCCGUCAGUGAAGGAACCAAGGCUGUGACCAAGUACACCAGCAGCAAGUAA
Molecule: messenger RNA, 3489 nt
Organism: Porites evermanni
Lineage: Eukaryota; Metazoa; Cnidaria; Anthozoa; Scleractinia; Poritidae
Source: the annotation of a GenBank genome assembly